Messenger RNA from Misgurnus anguillicaudatus (oriental weatherfish), 1502 nucleotides. Lineage: Eukaryota; Metazoa; Chordata; Actinopteri; Cypriniformes; Cobitidae. The record is from RefSeq and is a predicted model, not a curated record.
AUGCCUUCUACCUCACAAGGAUCACACACAGCAGCACCUAUUUACAAUCUUCGCCCGUUCACUCGAAAGGGCCCUAGACAGAAGAGGUUUCAGACACAAAGCAGUUUACGUUGUGUGGCUCAGUCUUUCACCAAAGAGGUAAUUCUCCUGCCAGACCAUACAUCGACACAUGUGCCAAGGCGUGCCAAGAAAGCUUGGCUUUUUGAGCACGGACAUAUAAAAUCUGCCUUGGAGUUUGAGUGUGACUGGGAUGCCGACAAAGUUAUGCAGGCAAUAACAACAGCCUUCCAGCCAAUUGUGGAGGGAUGCAGGUUACAAAUCUUGCUGCCAUGCCACAACAAACUAGUGGAGCCAUCCCUGACCUCCAAACAGGCUUUAGGUGGAGACCUUGUGAAAAAACUGUUUCAUCAGAAAUCCAUUUAUGUCAGGCCUGACAAGGUCAUUUUAACUGAGGAAAAAGAAUCUUCAUGUUCUGAUGGAGAUAGUAGCCAUACAAACAGCAAUGAUAUCAUAGAAAUAGCAGACCACGAUAUGUGUGUCCCUGGUAGUGUGCCUGACAAAGUUGUGGAGGCCCCAUCCCUUUCCACUAAUACCACUUCCAUCUCCGUUGGAGAUGAAGUUGUGUGGUGUAUAGCCACCCAAGAAAUUUGCACUGUUGCACCUAACAUCUCCGAUAAUAACCUCACCAUGUCUACUAGUACUGCUGUCAUUACAAUUGAUGAGACUCCUACCUUUUCCAGUGGAACUUCUGCCAUCUGCAGUGGCAACACCCACAGCUUGUCGAUUGGUCCAACUACCAGUGCAAAUAGACAAACAAGUUGCAUCUCUGCUAAUCACUCCACUGGGAUGUCCCAUGAACCCACCCAACCCAGUACAUCCAGCACAUCCUACAGCACAUACCUUGAUCUUUUUGAGGAAGAGUACAUCUCUGAUGACCCUGAUCUCCAGGAAGCCAUCUCAAGGUCCUUAGAGUCUAGCACAAGUGAGAGUGAUUUAAAGAUAACUUUUGAAAGAAUAAUGGAGACCAUUGCUUCUAGAGUAAAUAAUGAUAGCAUUGUACGCUUCAACAUCAUAAGAAGAAAUGUAUGGGAUGGAGCAUCCAGAGCAAUGGGCAGAUCCAAUUUUUCACCUGAGAAGAAGGUAGAUGUUAAGUUUACUGAUGACUACGGAAUAUCUGAAGGAGCAGUGGACAAUGGAGGGCCUACUCGGGAGUUUUUCCGACUCUGUCUUCAUGAAAUCAAGGACAAAAUUGCCAUCUUUGAGGGACCACCUAAUUCUAAACUGCUUACAUGCAACUCCAAAGGUACUUAUAAACAUACAUAUCAGUAAAUCAGUAAAUAUGUUGAUUUUUUUUGUGUAUGUUCUGUCUGAAUCAAACCCAUGACCUCUCAUGUGCUGCUUUUGCAUUGCUGUAAAUGAUUCAGAACCACACAAGAUAGUUUGAUUUUUACAUUUUAUAAUUAAAAUACUUUAUCAACUGUCAUUGCAUUAGCAGUGCAAAG